Messenger RNA from Penicillium griseofulvum, 2520 nucleotides. Its product is annotated as putative Sin3 complex subunit (Stb2). The transcript has a single exon. The record is from RefSeq and is a predicted model, not a curated record. Bases 1 to 2520 code for a protein of 839 amino acids. Gene Ontology annotation, cellular component: Sin3-type complex. NCBI's taxonomy places the organism in Eukaryota, Fungi, Ascomycota, Eurotiomycetes, Eurotiales, Aspergillaceae.
AUGCAGACAAACGCCCCGAGUGCCCCCACGGUCGAUCGCACCGACUCCGCGCCGUCGGAGGCCGCCUCCCACGCAACCGGAGCCGAACGUCCCCCAUCGCAGGGCCACCAGCGACUUGUGUUCACGGAUGCGGUCGCCCUCCGAUACCUCGAAGAAGACCCCUCGACCGAUGUACUCCAGCGACGUGCAACACUACAAGGUUAUGAAAUUUAUAUCGUUGAACAAUGGGCCUGCUCUCGUGUGCAUCCAACAUUCAUCAUCUCGACUUAUACCGGUGACCCUUCGCACACAGUCAUUGUGGGAGUGUUGAGUGUUCCGACUAAUGAGGCAACAUGGUCGCCUCGCUUACGGAUGUACUUUGAUGCCAUGAAGCAAUGUCACGCCAGAAGGAAGGAAACACCACUAGGGACGGUCAUGGUUACGGAUCUGUCCUCGUUUCCUUCUGCCCUGAGUCUAAUUCCAAUACCCAACGGCGACAUUAAGAAACACCGGGAAGAUUUCAUUGUGAAUGAAGAUUUAAAGAGACUUGGGUGCGCAGGCCGCGCGGGCUUGAAGCUUCAACCUCCUUCAGCGGCGACCGAAGCCAAGUUUCAUCAGCUGUACCGGACAAGUGAGCGGGUUCCUUUAUACCAAGCGGUCAUGGAAUUGGUCAGACAGUGUCAGAUUGCCUUGAUGGUGUUUGACAAGCUAGCCCCGGAAUAUGUGGAUGGGCUACUUUGUGAUGUGACAGAGGCAGCAGUUAGCGAUUGGUGGACAGAUAUUGGAACAGACCUGUACAACAUUGAGCCGGGUGAUAGUAGCCUAGGACCCACUAGCGUGGCUGCAUUGCUGGGCACGUUGCUUGGAGCUCGAAAUCGACUGCACGCCUUUGGCGCCCCCGUGGGGAAAGAUGCAUUUGACAUUCCCAACCUAAAAAGAGGCAUUGGUGGAUUCCAAAAAUCUCAAAAAAUGAGGCGAUCGCGAAGACUGGACCGACUUACGUUGGACCGGUUACACCGCGUCACGGCUAAGGCCGCGAAUGCAGAAGGCUGGACCGAUGCAGUGAAGUCAACCAUGGCGGAACUCAGUGGGCAGGGUGGUGAGAUGGUUAUGGGAAUGGUCCGCGGGCGCGAUAAAGGUGGCAUUGCCGAUAUCGAAACACUGGAUCUUGAUACCUUCGUACAGUGCUGCAAUGGCGAAAGGGCAAAGUGGCUGUGGCUGGGCAAACCGCGCAAGAGUGGCGUCGAAGACGGAUUUUCUCGCGGUACAGGAUCGGAUAUGAUGUUUACCACUGAUGAACAAGGCGGUUAUGUCUGGACCAGUCGCAAGAAGCAUUCGAUAGAGGAUCUGAAUGCCGAGCGAGGAAGCUCGGGGCUGGAUCGCUCUUGGAAGAUGCCAGAACCGACUUCUGAAGAAAAAGAUCAUCGCAAGAAGGGCGUCAGCGGACGAGUUUCAGACGCGCGAGCAGGGUUAGGACGCUUCAAAGAUGCAGUUGGACUGCAGGGCCUACGCCAUCACUAUCAUCAUUCACGAGACAGCUCCGAGGUGACACAUGAUGUUGCAUACCGUCCGUUUAUCGAUAGUGAUAAUGAGGCAUGGUCAACAAAAACGCGGACUGACUCUGGGCUCCGGUCAGAAAGGAAGAUAUCAAACGAUAUUGAAAAGCUUAUUGAGGAGGAAGGGAAACCUCAAGUGUCGCCACCUCCCGAACCUGCAUUAAAGGCCCCUGAAAUCCAUAUCGAACCUGUACCAGAAGAUGAGCCAGAACCACAAGCCCAAGACCUGUCCAUUGCACAGCAUCCUCCAAUCAUUGAGGAAGAUUCAGAUAUGGAACGCGUAAUGUCUCGGUCAACGGUGGCAUCAACUGACCGCGAACGUGACGGUUCGAUCAGCGGGAUAGCAGUCAUGGCCCUGCGGCGGCCGCAAAGUUUCGAAGAAUUCCGAACCCCUGAAAGCGAGAUUGAACGGCGAGACAACUUUUGCGCACGACACCUGUCGUUCAGCACAGUGGAAGAAGUGAUAUUCAAAUGGGAGCCGCUGGGCGGGAAACCAACGUUCAAAGAAACUGAUAACCUGGAGGAGGCCAUUAUUCAAGAGGACAUGCUUGCCUCAGAGGGCCGCAUCUUCAGCUCGCGGAUUCAAGAGUUGAGCCAGCAUACUGUGCCAUGGGUUGAACGACAAGUGGAUUCCGUGGAAGGUCUCAACCAACUUCUAUAUGACCGACACGAUGAGCUCAACUCAGUCUACCUCGAACGCUUCGCCGACUAUCAGAGACUGCGAGAACGAUCCAGUGACAUCCUCAUAGAUGAAAGCCACCAUCUCGCCGAUGGCGUGAAGCGCGUUGAGUUGCUGGGCGCCAAAUUGGACUACGAACUACACGUCCUCGAGUCCAAAGUCGAUGACAUGGAAGCCGGCCUGAGCGACUUUGACCGUCACAUUGUAAAUGUCGAGACGAGAAUCAAAGCCUUGGUCAAAGGCGAGGAACAGAAUGACACUUCCUGGGCUGCAUGGAUAGCGCGAUCCAUGGGCUUCUCGACCUAA